Protobothrops mucrosquamatus (brown spotted pit viper) is the source of this 2087-nucleotide messenger RNA. Its product is annotated as protein PML. The coding region runs from base 1 to 1527 and encodes 508 amino acids. Gene Ontology annotation, biological process: PML body organization; intrinsic apoptotic signaling pathway in response to DNA damage; positive regulation of DNA-templated transcription. The record is from RefSeq and is a predicted model, not a curated record. Gene Ontology annotation, molecular function: ubiquitin-protein transferase activity; zinc ion binding. Gene Ontology annotation, cellular component: PML body; chromatin; nucleoplasm. NCBI's taxonomy places the organism in Eukaryota, Metazoa, Chordata, Lepidosauria, Squamata, Viperidae. The transcript has 7 exons.
AUGGAGGGAGACUUCCAGUUCCUCUUGUGCGCGCGGUGCCAGAGAGAAGCCAGGAACCCCAAACUCUUAGCCUGCCUGCACACCCUCUGCAGCGAAUGCCUUGAGGAGAACAAGCCCGCUGGGCAGUGUCCGGUCUGCGCCAUCCCCAUCCAGACCUCGGAGAGAUUUCCGCCUCAGGACAACCUGCUUUUCAUCAACCUCCAGGCCAAGCUCAACACCUACCAGAAGAUCGUCAGGAAUCAGGAGCUGCUUUGCAAUCUCUGCAAGGGAGGAGCGGAGUUCUGGUGUGUCGAGUGCGAGGAGUUCCUUUGCCUGAAGUGUUACGAAGCCCACCAGUGGUACAUGAAGCAGAAAAGCCACGAGACCCAGCAGCUGGCCGAUUUGAGGAAGGAGACGGCCCAGAGUUUUCUAGAAGGGGCAAGGAAGUCUUGCAACCUAUUUUGUGCCGAGCCCAGCCACAACAAUCAGAUCAUAAGCAUCUACUGUCGUGGCUGCCGCAAACCCAUGUGUUGCUCUUGUGCCCUGCUCGAUGGAGAACAUUACAACGCCAAGCUUUACAGUGACAUCCGGGUGGAAAUUGAGAGCCGGAAGGAGGAACUGAGCAGGGUCAAGAUGGAGCUGGUGGAGAAGAAGAGGAGUUACGAGAGCACCUACCACAACGUCCAGGAGCGACUGCAGAAGCUGGAGAAAGUACGGAACGAGACCCGAGAGCUGAUCCAGAAGAAGGUGAAGGACAUGGUCCAGUGGAUCCAGCACAAGGGGGAGGAACUUGUGGAGAAAGUGGACCGACGACUGUGUCUGGAGCAAGAAGAAACCAAGAAGAAGCUGGAGUCUACGGAGCAGUUCCUCAAGCGAAUGGAGGCCGGCGAGCGGCUGGUGGAGAAGAUGGACCUCUUUGCCUCGGACCAAGAGGUGAUGGACAUGCAGCCCUUCAUCAAAGACUCCCUGGAGAGGCUCAAGAAAGAGAAGCUGCCCGCUUCGAGCUUUCGGAUCCAAGUGGAGAACUUUGAUGAGGUCAAAGGGGAACUCCAAGAUCUGCUUAGGAGAGUCAAAGGAGAAGAUGCUUUUGGGUGUACAGUUUCCACGCCCGGAUCUUGCUGUUCGCUGGUCAAUUCGGAUAGUCUGCACAAUGAGAAAACUCCAUCCAGAUCCCAAGGGGUGAAAACACAAAGGCCCACAUACACCGUCAGCGUUGCCAAAACACCACAAGGUUUUACCACCUCGAUUACGUCGCCCAGUGCUAAGCGACCGAUCGCCCAGUUGGAGAAGUCCAUCCAGGCUUCACCCAAGCUGAUGAAGUUGGAAGAACAUGAGUGCAGCGCUCGUGUAGUCUCCAGCAAGCAAGUUCAGGAGAAGGUCCUCACGUCUCCACCCCUUUUGUUGCGUGAAUUGACCCCAGAGCAAGAGCAGAAAGAAGCUGCCAAAUUGUUUGGGCCCAGGGAAGACUCACCUUCUGGGAUCUAUGAAUCAGAGGUCGCCAGUAUUGUGAUCAGUAGUUCUGAAGACACUGAAGAUGACGCUAUGUGACGAUCUGCUUGUUCCAGACCGGUUUCCAGUAAGCUGAGCCUGACUUAGCAGUCGCACGAUGGAUGUGCAAUUGGCACUUUUCUCCUGUGCUUCUGCUAAUGACAUCCCUGAAGAGUGGACAGCUGCCUCAUAGCCCCAAUUCGGAGCUGUUGUUUCACUCCGGGGCCUUUGAAUCAUGGAAAAGGACUGUCUAUCUUUUUCCUUGCGCACAGUUUUAGCCAGCCUGUAAUUACAAGCACUGAAUCAUGCAUUGCUAAUCUUCUCCGGAUCCACAGGCCUUCCGUGGGGGGCACCGAACAAAAAUAUUUUAUCUCUCCGCUCAGCUUCUGAGUUUUGCUACCUGCCUGUUCUGCUAAGAGUUUCUUCCAAAUAAUCUUAGGGGGUUUUUUGCCUGCUUUAUAGCUCAGUAACUAGAGGAAUAAAAUGUGUGUGUGUGUGUGUGCGCUGCCUUGAAUUUUUUUGUAAAAAAUAAAUAAAAAGGAAAAUAAAUAAACAGGUUUUACAAGCUAAUUUCCCCCAAUAUGCUAAGCCCAAAGCAAAUAAAGCACAUUAUGACUGAC